Messenger RNA from Polyodon spathula (Mississippi paddlefish), 1743 nucleotides. RefSeq names its product rho-related GTP-binding protein RhoB. Gene Ontology annotation, molecular function: GTP binding; GTPase activity. NCBI's taxonomy places the organism in Eukaryota, Metazoa, Chordata, Actinopteri, Acipenseriformes, Polyodontidae. The record is from RefSeq and is a predicted model, not a curated record. Gene Ontology annotation, biological process: small GTPase-mediated signal transduction. The transcript has a single exon. Bases 256 to 846 code for a protein of 196 amino acids.
AUCUUUAAAAAGAGAGCGAACAUUAAUUUUCCUUCAGAAAUAGUGGAUGAGGCGGAAAGAGAAAGGCAGAAAAAAAAGAAAGAUAAGGCGUUAUAUCACUAUUUAAUUGUAGAAUUGCUUUGUUUACACGUCGCUUUUUAGCUUUUGUUUUAGAGACUCCAUAAUAUUAAGUUUGCACUAAAUCGUGUUCUAUUACAUAGGCAAAAGUUGAUAGUCUUGUUUUAUUUUUGCACAAAUAUUCCGCAACAAAACAUAAUGGCUGCUAUCAGGAAGAAGCUGGUGGUGGUCGGAGAUGGUGCUUGCGGUAAAACCUGCUUGCUUAUCGUCUUCAGCAAAGACGAGUUCCCCGAGGUGUAUGUGCCGACAGUCUUUGAGAACUAUGUCGCCGAUAUUGAGGUGGACGUCAAACAAGUUGAGCUGGCUCUUUGGGAUACCGCUGGGCAGGAAGACUACGACCGCCUCCGCCCUCUCUCCUACCCGGACACCGAUGUCAUCCUGAUGUGCUUCUCCGUGGACAGUCCCGAUUCGCUGGAAAACAUCCCGGAGAAGUGGGUCCCCGAAGUGAAGCACUUCUGCCCAAACGUGCCCAUCAUUUUAGUCGCUAACAAAAAGGAUUUGAGGAACGACGAAAGCGUCCGCAACGAACUGGCCAGGAUGAAGCAAGAGCCGGUGAAAACUGAGGACGGCCGGGCCAUGGCAGUUCGGAUCGGAGCCUACGAUUACUUGGAGUGCUCGGCCAAAACCAAAGAUGGAGUGCGGGAGGUUUUUGAGACUGCCACAAGAGCUGCACUCCAGAAGAGAUCCAGGCCGUCGGGUGGUUGUGGGAACUGCUGCAAACUGUUGUGAUUUAUAACAAAAUUCUACUACUACUGACCGAACCGAAACGCUUACUUAUAAGCAAAUAUCGCGAGAAGACAUCCUCUCCGGCAAUCGGUGACAAGAUUCAAACUCACAAAAAAAUUGAUUUGUGUGUGUGUGUGUUUUCUUUCUUGGGAGAGGCGACUGUGCCAUGCCCUCUCUUUAGAAAUCUCACAUGACAUAAAUAAGACUAUUUGCUGAUUGACCGGGUGGAUUCGGGAUUCAGAGCUAUGGUCAAAAUCUAGGUAUGAAGUCUGUAAUUCGGGAAUAUGAAACGUUUUGCUGCUGUGUUAAGAGAGUACACUAUAUCAUCCGGCCACCCCGGGGAAGCAGAUUGGAUUGAGAAGCCACCUAGAAAAUGGACAAAAUUUAAGUUCCUGAUUUGAAGAGGAGGGGGAGGUGAUAUCAGUUCAGAUGUGAUUAGACCAGCUAGAUGGACUGCUUCAUAAAAGUCUUUUAAACCAGGGGCAUGCAGCGAGCCAAGAUAAAACGAACAAAAAAGUACUAUCUUGCUUUCACAAAGCGUUGUCAUCACAGAUAAGGUUCCUGCUUUUCAAUCAAGAGUGACUGCUGAUGCUGUAUUUUAUAGCGGAUGUAUUGAAAACAAAAUGUCAGGCUUGUUUAGAAUUUUUUUUCUUCUUUCUGAUUGGUUGCACAAUUAGGUUUUAUGCCACACUGAUGCACUUACAUCAUCAUCAUAAAACACUGAAGCAUUCUCAACUUUAUUUAUUUUUUUUUAUCAUCACAUCAAUGUAUCCAGCUCCAUUUUGAUAAGUUAGGUAUUGUGAAUGGAAAAGCCAUUUGCCUUGAAACAGAAUUAGGUGGAACUUGUAACACAGAUAGUAAAUUUAUUAUAAUGACAGCUUUCGGCAAAUUUUGUUAUUU